This is a messenger RNA of Nothobranchius furzeri (turquoise killifish), 1662 nucleotides long. RefSeq names its product UPF0729 protein C18orf32 homolog (gene c21h18orf32). Lineage: Eukaryota; Metazoa; Chordata; Actinopteri; Cyprinodontiformes; Nothobranchiidae. Gene Ontology annotation, biological process: positive regulation of canonical NF-kappaB signal transduction. The record is from RefSeq and is a predicted model, not a curated record.
CAACUUCCGCUACGUCAUCUACUUCCCCGGAAGUGGCAUUAAUGUUGGUUGGUACGUCUUGUUCCAGAGCUUUCGGAGUAAGGAAAUAAUCGGGAAAGGCAACAUUCGCUAAGAAAUUACGUGACAACACGGUUGUUUUGUCCGCUUGGUAUCUUGAGCCUGUCUGAGCCACAGCCAUGGUGUGCAUUCCCUGCAUUGUGAUACCUGUCCUGUUGUGGGUCUACAAGAGGUUCCUAGAACCCAUCAUUUAUCCUUUCAUUUCACCCAUCAUUAACACCUUCUGGACCAAAAGAGCAGUGCAGGAUACAAGCACCAGUGACCAGAAAGCCAAUGAAAAAAGUAAUGGAGCUUGCAAGCCUGAAAGCAACGGUGAAAUGGCUGUAAAUGGAGCUACUAUAGCAGCAAAGAAAACGGACUGAAUGUUACAAACGCUUUAAUCUCUGUAAAUAUUUCCAUCAUGAAAUAAAAAAUUAGUAGUUUUUUUAAAGCUUCUUUGCAGAGUAUUUCUCUUAUCUGAUGGCACCAUCUAGUGGCUGACAAGCAUAUCACACAAAAACUCUUGCUGUUUAAGAUGGCGACUUCACGUUUCUGUUUAUAAAUGUGCUUCUGUAGCCGACAGAGCCAAAACACGCUGUUUUACGAGUAACAUUCUCAUGUCAUGUUGUGUUCUCAUAUAUUUAUAUUUUAGAGACUUACUUGUCCGUGAAAAGUUCAUCAACUCUGCAUCAGCCAAGGUAUUCCUUAAAUUUGAAGCAAGUAAGAGGUAGUCUAACGCUAUUGGUUAUUUCUGGUCAGCGCUCGGUUUCCUAUUGCACAGAGCUCUGCGGGGCAGGGGGCGUGCUUAGCAAAAAAAAAAAGACGUAUUGCUUACAUUUUAUCACAGUACAUGAUGAGAUAAUCACUUUUACGGAUUUCUGAAAAAUCAUACAUCAUUUCUGAAAGGGGAAAACUCUGGAAAGCUGCUUUAAGCCAAGUUGUUUUCAUAACAAAGUUUAAUACAUGUUUCAAUUUUUUUACUUGUAUUUGUAUGAUUCCUAUCAGAUUAAUUUAUUGCAUUACUGUUGUCUUACUUAAAAACAUUAACGGCUUUAAUGAAACAAUGUCAAAAGCUUCAAAUAAAUUAAUUCUAUUUCUGUUCUAUUGAGACACUUUAGUGUGCGCCUCCAGAGAAAAAUAACUUGUGGUCCUCCUAAAGGCAAAAAUACUCCUUUAAAAAAAAGAAGGUACAAAAUAUAUCUUAAUUCAAAUUCUGUUAGUGAUUUUUCAUGAAUAAUUGGUAAAAUUCCAAUAUAAAGUUUUAUUUAAGAUUGUAGUUUUAAUGUCAGUUUCUAAUGAAUGUGAUUUAAAAAUCAGUCUGGAGUUCUGUCACUUUUGUCCUCUGAUCCUAGAUAAACAUAUUUACAGAUUUUAUGGAUGAAACAAAGUUAAUAAACAUACAUUGAUUGUGUCUGCCACUUGGUGUCUCAUGUCCAACUUGGUGUUUUACUACAGUUUUAGGCCUCAUCUCCUGAAGACUGAUUCAUAACUUGCAUUUAGGUCCUGUGCUCUUAUAAUUUUUAGUUGUGUGUACUUUAUUCGUUGUGUCGCGGUUGAAGGAAAGAAACGAUGGAUAAAAGAAUGUACACCUUUAACUUACCAGAAUAAAAAUACUCUGGAAGGGAA